Messenger RNA from Colossoma macropomum (tambaqui), 729 nucleotides. Its product is annotated as serine/threonine-protein kinase pim-2-like. Lineage: Eukaryota; Metazoa; Chordata; Actinopteri; Characiformes; Serrasalmidae. The coding region runs from base 1 to 729 and encodes 242 amino acids. Gene Ontology annotation, biological process: regulation of mitotic cell cycle; negative regulation of apoptotic process; protein autophosphorylation. The transcript has 5 exons. Gene Ontology annotation, molecular function: protein serine/threonine kinase activity; ATP binding. The record is from RefSeq and is a predicted model, not a curated record. Gene Ontology annotation, cellular component: cytoplasm.
AUGGACAUCUUCACCACAUGCUGCAUCCGCAAAGCCACCAGCAUUGUUUUGGAUGGAGAACAGAAAGACUACCCAUUGGAAGUGGUGCUGUUGUCGAUGGUGGGGGAAGGCAAGACCGUUACCGGACGGACACAAGGAGUUUCCGUAGCGCCUCUGGACUGGUGUGAGCUGCAGGACAAGCUGGUGAUGGUGAUGGAGCGGCCGGUGCCCUGCAAGGACCUGACAGACUACAUCAAUGACAUUGGUUACCUACUGGAAGAGGAAGCUAAGGUAAUCCUGAAGCAGCUAGUGGAGGGUAUGAUCGACAUCCACUCUAAAGAGGUCCUGCACCGAGACAUUAAGCCAGACAACAUUCUGAUACAGACGGACCCUGAGGGUCCGCAUGUGCGCGUUCUGGACUUUGGCUGUGGCGACUUCUUGCGGAAGACCCCUACACCAGCUAUUGUGGUAUGGGUUUACAGAAAGACUGAAUACACUCCUCCUGAGUGGUACCUGCAGAGGCUCUACCAGGGUGAGCCGUGCACUGUGUGGCAGAUUGGAGUUGUGCUGUUCUACAUGCUGACUGGAGCGCUCCCCUUCCACAACCGCAGAGAAAUCAUUAGGGAGGAGCCCGACAUACCAUACUACCUGUCGCAAGAGUGUGAGGAUCUGUUGAGGAGCUGUCUGGACAAGGAGUCUCGAAGCAGACCAUCUCUCCACGACAUGCUGCAGCAUCCCUGGCUACAGUGA